UCUUUGUUUUCAUUCUGCUGAAGCGUUUAGCGUUCGUUAUUUGUGCCCGGUUUAAUUAUUUUGUUUUAUUUCCUGUGUGAGCAUUUCCCAUUGUUGAUCAGAAUUCAUGUAACAAUGUCUACCUGUGAUACUCAAAAAGCUGAGGCUUCUAAAGAUAAUGUAUCUCAGAACUCAAUCGACGAAGGUUUACCUCGAGAACUUAGUCAACUGAGUCUUUCGAGUGGUUCAAGUCCAGAUGAAUUUCACUGCCACAAAGGACACUCCGAAACAACAUUAAAGAAUAUAUUUGGUUAUUAUCAAGCGCAAAAGCUUUGUGAUGUAGUUCUUAUUGCUGGCACUUGCAGGAUACCUGCACAUAAAAUAGUUUUAGUAUCAUGCAGCGAAUAUUUUGCUGCAAUGUUCACGGGUUCACUGCAAGAAAGCAAAUCUACAGAAAUAACUCUAGAAAGGGUUGAUCCGCAAGCUCUGAAGACACUUGUACAUUAUUGUUACACAGGAAUUAUAGAAUUAAGUGAAGACACAGUAGAAGUAUUAUUAUCGACUGCCACAUUACUCCAACUUCACAUAGUAACCAAAGCAUGCUGUGAUUUCUUAGAGAAGCAGUUGGAUCCCUGCAACUGUUUAGGCAUAGCUCUAUUUGCCGAACAACAGUCCUGCAUGUCGCUACAUAAAACUGCUAUGGAGUACACAUAUCAACAUUUUAUGCAGGUAGUCAAAAACGAAGAGUUCCUAUGCCUAGGUGAUGAACAAUUAGCCAAUUUAUUGAAAUCUGAUGAUCUCAACGUGGUGACUGAAGAGAAUGUGUUUGAGAGUAUGCUGCUGUGGGUGAACCACGAUAUUGUGAACAGGGAGAAGUAUUUGCCAAACUUGUUGAAACUGAUUAAACUGCCAUUAUUGUCAUCGGAGUAUCUAAUAGAUAAAGUGGAGCAAGCUUGUGGCAAUGUAGCUGAAUGCCAGCCGCUCAUAAUGGAAGCUGUGAAAUGGCACUUGCUGCCCGAACGACGAUCCCUCCUGUUCUCACACAGAACUCGACCUCGGACCUCAACUAUUGGACGCUUGUUGGCUAUUGGCGGCAUGGAUGGCUAUAAGGGUGCUAGCAACAUGGAAAUGUAUGACCCAAGGACAAAUACAUGGACUCCAUUCAUGAGAAUGGGUGCUCGGAGGCUGCAAUUUGGCGUCGCUGUGAUGCAGAAUAAACUUAUUGUUGUGGGGGGUAGAGAUGGCCUUAAAACUCUUAAUACGGUGGAAUGUUUCGACCUCACGUCGCUCAGCUGGAGUACGCUAGCGCCGAUGAACGCGCACCGGCACGGGCUCGGCGUGGCCGUGCUCGGCGACGGGCCCAACUCGCCCAUAUACGCCGUGGGCGGACAUGACGGCUGGAUAUAUUUGAACUCUGUGGAGCGAUGGGACGCGUGCUCCCGCACGUGGACGAUAGUGGCCGGCAUGGCGGGCGCGCGUAGCACGUGCGGCGUAGCGGCGCUACGCGGCCGCCUCUACGCGGUGGGCGGGCGCGACGGCGGCGCCUGCCUGCGCUCCGUCGAGUGCUACGACCCCGCCACCAACCACUGGGCCGCCUGCGCGCCGAUGACGCGCCGCCGCGGCGGCGUUAGCGUGUGCGCCGCGGGCGGGUACCUGUACGCGCUGGGCGGGCACGAGGCGCCGGCCAACACGGCGGGCGGGCGCCUCGCGUGCGUGGAGCGCUACGACCCGCUCGCCGACUCGUGGGUGCUGCUCGCGCGCCUCUCGCACGCGCGCGACGCCAUCGGCGCCUGCCUGCUCGGCGACCGCAUCGUCGCCGUGGGCGGCUACGACGGCGUGCAGUACCUGUGCGUGGUGGAGGUGUACGACUCGGAGUCGAACUGCUGGCGCAAGCUCGCGCCGCUGAGCACGGGCCGCGCCGGCGCCGCCGUCGUCGCCGUCCCGCCGCCCCGGAACGUCUUCUGAUAUCGCAGCCACCAGCUCCUUGUUUACGUCAUCGGCUAAUUCUUUUUUUUUAACGAUGUCUCGAAUCGCGCGUUGCGAAAGGGGGCUGGACGGGAAAUAAGACCGGUCUUCUGAUAUUGCAGCCACCAGCUCGUUGUUUUAGGUCAUCGGCUGAUUUUUUUUUUUUUUUUUGUAACGAAAUUCGACGACUGGACGGAAAAAAUAAGACCGAAAGUUGUAACGACACUUUUUGGUGUUGUAAGCCACGCGUGUUUCUCGGUCCGUCUCUCUCUCUCAUAGAAGCAAGUAGUUUAAUUGCAAUUCCUUCACAAAUUGAUCGAAACGAACUUUGUUCCAUCCCAGUACCGCUUGACACCUCUCAAGUUUUUUUUUUAGUAUUACAUUGAUUUUCAACCACUCGGUGACAGUUUCGAAAUUCAUUAUUCUACUCUAUGACGGUUGUUUUUUUUUUUUGUAAUUGUCGUUGUAAUGGAAUCUCAAAAGAUUUUUUCGAAAUCCAGUCUGUUAAUAAAAAACAAUCAGAACAUAACAGUUGACUCGAAGGACCAAAAAUUUUAAUCGUAAAGAGAGAAAUAGUCACAAUCAUGCCAAUGAGUUUCGCGUAAAAAAUUACAUUUAGUGCAAUUUCAGUGUGAUUCAUUUCAAUACAAGGAAUUAUAAGAGAGAAGAGAAAAUCAAACAAUACUCAUAGCCGAUGUCGUAACUUAGUUUUAAUCAAUUUAUACGGACCCAAUAUUCGUCUGAUAUAAUCUUGUUUUAACGAAAUAGACUAGUGUGUACUUAAUCGCUCAUAUAUUUUUCUAAGAUAAUUUUGUUUAAUUUUAAAUAUAAUAUACAUUUUAAGUAUGACAUCACAUUACUAAUCAUUUUAUACAAAUCUACAAGUCUACAUCUUUAGUGCUUCUCACAUUUCACAUAAUAUAAUUGAUUUUUUUCUUAUCUCCCUUUUCUUUCUGAAUUAUUUAUUUCUAUAUCUUUCAUUCCAUUAUUUCUGGCAAUUGUAAGUAAAUGCAUUGCUAAUUGCUAUGUACAUAUAUUAUAGAAAUACUAGAUUAUCGAAUACAAUUAGACAAAAACGAAUAAUAAUUAAGUUCCCGUUGUUGUAAAACAAAAAAAUGUUAUAGAUACGGUGCAUUUAGCUUUACUUGUAUUUUUAUAUAAUUAAUUAGAUUAAAAUUUUCUGCAAAGUAAUAAAACUGAAAAACUUUAUCGUCGUGCUACUCUCACAUCUUUGACAUAAAACUGAAAACAGAUAAAGUAAACUUAACCCUUACGCUUAAAUAAAUAAACUCAUAUGAGUAUAAAAUGUACUUUCUCAUUUUUAUUUUUAUGUAUUUUUUCUGUUUGUUUUUGCUUUAAAAUGAGGCUUUUUUGUUUUAAAUUUGUAUAUUUCUUUAUGUAAAACGCUUAUUCUUUUCUUUUUAAAACAAACAUUCUGAAAAGUUGCUAAUAUUGAUCUCAAUUCGUGUUGAUAACGAAUGGAAACUUAAAAAAAAA
Messenger RNA from Zerene cesonia (dogface butterfly), 3441 nucleotides. RefSeq names its product kelch-like protein 5. Gene Ontology annotation, molecular function: protein binding. Lineage: Eukaryota; Metazoa; Arthropoda; Insecta; Lepidoptera; Pieridae. The transcript has 10 exons. The record is from RefSeq and is a predicted model, not a curated record. The coding region runs from base 115 to 1944 and encodes 609 amino acids.